UGGUGAGGAGGGUUUCAAAGUCUUAGUGGUGAUUUGGUGACUGUUGUUGUCCCCCCCUCAACGUGUCGGGUCUCUGUCCACCGUUAUUUGGAGCUGGUGUCGGCUUUGGUGCCCUCGGACACCGCGUGUUUGGCCAGCUCCCCGGGGAGCAGCAGGCGCACAGCGGUCUGGAUCUCCCUGGAGGUGAUGGUGGAGCGCUUGUUGUCGUGCGCCAGGCGCGAAGCUUCCCCGGCGGUGCGCUCGAAGAUGUCGUUGUCAAACGAGUUCAUGAUGCCCAUGGCCGUGGAGGAGAUCCUCGUGUCCGGGUGCAGCUGCUUCAGCACCUUGUACACGGAGAUGGCGUAGCUUUCUUUCCUGUUCUUGCGACGCCUUUUGUCUCCUUUCUACUGAGUUUUGGUCUGAAUCAGCGGUGAAGGAUCGGCUCCAGUCACCGACCCGGAGUCAGCCCCGUAUUUAUAACGUGGCUGUGGAAAUGUGAGUUCCUCCUGUGCGAUUGGAACGUCUUUCGGCAGAGGACCGUCGGUACCACUCGGCGCGCUGCGCCAUUGGCUCGCGCGUUUCAGAUUCACUCGGCCAAUCGGAGAAGCCUCUGCGGUCUGUAUCCUCUCAAAAGCAUUACGUAAAAGUCUCAACUCUCCCACUCACCGGUUCACGGCGUGUCCGCCUGAUCAAUAACUGUCUAUAACGAUGUCUGGCAGAGGGAAAACCGGAGGCAAAGCCCGAGCGAAGGCCAAGUCCCGCUCCUCCCGGGCCGGACUCCAGUUCCCGGUGGGCCGAGUCCACAGGCUUCUGCGGAAGGGCAACUAUGCGGAGCGCGUCGGCGCCGGAGCUCCAGUGUAUCUGGCGGCCGUGCUGGAGUAUCUGACCGCUGAGAUCCUGGAGCUGGCAGGCAACGCGGCCAGGGACAACAAGAAGACUAGGAUCAUCCCCAGGCACCUCCAGCUGGCCGUGCGCAAUGACGAGGAGCUCAACAAGCUGCUGGGAGGUGUGACCAUCGCUCAGGGGGGAGUGCUGCCCAACAUCCAGUCGGUCCUCCUCCCUAAGAAGACGGAGAAACCGGCCAAGAGCAAGUAAAAGACUCGAGCCGGGACGAAGGGC
Molecule: messenger RNA, 1098 nt
Organism: Anarrhichthys ocellatus (wolf-eel)
Lineage: Eukaryota; Metazoa; Chordata; Actinopteri; Perciformes; Anarhichadidae
Gene: h2ax1
Product: H2A.X variant histone family member 1
Exons: 1
Coding region: 688-1074 (128 amino acids)
Cellular component (GO): nucleosome
Molecular function (GO): structural constituent of chromatin; DNA binding; protein heterodimerization activity
Source: RefSeq, a predicted model, not a curated record